Anthostomella pinea is the source of this 294-nucleotide messenger RNA. The record is from the annotation of a GenBank genome assembly. NCBI's taxonomy places the organism in Eukaryota, Fungi, Ascomycota, Sordariomycetes, Xylariales, Xylariaceae.
AUGGUCCUCAAACUGGGCAAGCUAAGCCUCGAGCUGCGGCUUCUAAAAGCGUUAGGUCCGCUGGUUAACUGUUCCUUGAUCUUUGUGGUUGAAGGAGUACGGGGCAAUGGGCUUGUGGUGCGCGAAUUUGUCCUGUUCAGAGGUUGCGCUAGCUACAUGGGUGCUGAUGACGAGGACACAGGCCAUGGGGAUAGACUGCGAACUGGUCAUGAUGAUUCCGUUCUCAUCUACGCGCUGUUCGGCCUUUUCGGUUCUUGUAGCGCCGAUUCCCACCGGGAGUCCGAGAGCGGAUGA